Molecule: messenger RNA, 640 nt
Organism: Diprion similis
Lineage: Eukaryota; Metazoa; Arthropoda; Insecta; Hymenoptera; Diprionidae
Gene: EMRE
Product: essential MCU regulator, mitochondrial
Exons: 2
Coding region: 119-388 (89 amino acids)
Biological process (GO): mitochondrial calcium ion homeostasis; calcium import into the mitochondrion
Cellular component (GO): uniplex complex; mitochondrial inner membrane
Source: RefSeq, a predicted model, not a curated record
UCUCACAGUUUUAUUUUGGCUGCAAGGGCGCAUGUGUGUAGUAGCAGGCAGUAGCUUAAGUUCUUUUUAGAAAACGAAGGAUAAUGGUUUUCGACUUGUAGCCUGCUAGUUUAUAGAAAUGAUGUCGAUCGCCAGAGUGAAGCUACUGUUUCGGGGAAUAAACCCGCAUUCCAACCAUAAAUUAUACCAAGGAAAACGCCCGGUGACGAGCACUCCGUCGGGAAGUCUUCUUCCAGAACCGAAAAAAACACCUUUCGGUAUUCUAGGUAUUAUUUGUGCCGUAAUUCCCGGCCUUCUGAUCGGUGCGACUAUCAGCAAAAAUAUGGCUAAUUUUCUCGAGGAGAACGAGCUCUUCGUACCGUCGGAUGACGAUGACGAUGACGAUUAAGCUCAAACCUCGUAGUAUACCAAUGCUAAGACGCUUUAUCUGCUAAACUGCUUUAUACAUGAGGACAACAUGGUCUGCCAUCUCAAUGAUUGGAAGAUUUCAAGGCAUGGUUGUUGACCUGUAUUUAUUUUUCUUCGAGUAUUUAUUUACAAAAAUGACAAAGUUUUAGUACGCAUAGUAGUAAUUGUAAAAAUUAAAAAUAUUUUCAAAUCUAUUCAAAUUGUUUAAAUAAAUUAAUUGAUGAUAAAUAAA